Molecule: messenger RNA, 840 nt
Organism: Microsporum canis CBS 113480
Lineage: Eukaryota; Fungi; Ascomycota; Eurotiomycetes; Onygenales; Arthrodermataceae
Exons: 1
Coding region: 1-840 (279 amino acids)
Source: RefSeq, a predicted model, not a curated record
AUGGCCGAUUUAAAUGGGAAAAUACCAGACUCCUCGCUAUUUAUUGGACUUCCUGAGGGGACACCACGGGUCGCAUAUACCAAUAUGGAGGACAUCAGAUGCUUGGUAGAUAGAAGGGUUCGACUGUGUUGUUCGGAUCCCUCCCAAAGUCCAUUUGUUAUAGUUGUAAACAUACCACGUACAUUUCUUCAGGAAUUCGACAGCCUUUACCCAGAUAGAGGCCCAAGGAUAUCCACCAAUCUUCACGACAGAGUCCUCGUCUUUGAAAUAAUGGCUGGAAAAGUGCACGAAGUCGCAGCCCUAGCGCUCGAAGCGUAUCUCAUAGCGGAAACUACAAAUAUGAAUCUCCAUUACACCACCAUCUGUUCUGGGACAAGCCGAGCAACCAGUGACGUCUUUACCAAGGAGCCAGAUGGCAGCUUUACACUGAAGCAUCGCCAUUGGCCGAUUUUAACCAUUGAGGCUGGAGUAUCCGAGUCUGAUGCGAAAUUGAAUAUGGAUGCUAGGGGAUGGCUGGAGUCGCCAGAAUCAGAAACAGAAGUUGUGAUAACGAUAAAAGUAAACCGACGUUUUCCACAAAUGACUUUUAAAAAAUGGGAAAAGUCUAUCACUUUGCAACAUAGAGCAACGCGCUCCUCCCACCAACCGGCAGAAGCUACACAGACUGUUCACGUCAGGUAUUCCAACGACAUUACCGAAGUUACAGGCAAUAUGGUUAUACCAUUGGCGAAACUAGCUGGUCGCGGACCUCAAAAUACCAAUGAGCAUGAUAUCAUUAUUACGGAAGCUGCUUUUGAAAUGAUAUCCAAGAAAGUAUGGAUUGCCCAGGAGUUUCUAUAA